This is a messenger RNA of Heterobasidion irregulare TC 32-1, 150 nucleotides long. RefSeq names its product putative B mating type pheromone. Gene Ontology annotation, cellular component: membrane. The transcript has a single exon. Bases 1 to 150 code for a protein of 49 amino acids. NCBI's taxonomy places the organism in Eukaryota, Fungi, Basidiomycota, Agaricomycetes, Russulales, Bondarzewiaceae. The record is from RefSeq and is a predicted model, not a curated record. Gene Ontology annotation, molecular function: mating pheromone activity.
AUGGACGAAUUUGCAUCACUGAGCGCACCCGAGACCGUUCGCUCUGCCUCAACUUCCGACACAUUCCUGUCGUCUGACAGUGCGUUGUCAUUGCCCUCCGAUUCUGAGCAUGUUGGGUUUGGGAUCAGCUGGUACUGUACCAUUGCAUGA